AUGAGCGCCUCGCAGCACGGCCAGUCUGACCUGGGGUUGGCGCCCAAUUCGUACAUCUACAGGGUCAUUUCCACAGCACCGCGGCAGGACCCGCUCACAUACGGUGGAACGGGCCAGCUCGCUGCAAUUGCAUCUGAUGACUCUCUUCGCUUCUUCGACCCCGCAACUCUAAAUGUGCUCCCCAACGGUAUCGUCAAGAAUGUAAACGAAAAAGUCACGUGUCUGGAGCGCGGCAACGACCAGCCAAGCAACCUGGUAACGACCGCAGGAAGAGAUGGCCUGAUUAAUCUUUGGGAUAAGAGAAGUCCGGGAAAGGCAGUUGCGCAGAUUCAAAGCCCACAGAAGCUUAUAUCAUCCCUCGUCUGCAACUCCGAGACGAGCUUCAUUGCCGCUGGUAUUGAGAAUCCCGAAGAUGGGCCGCGCGGCUCUCCAGUCUACAUCUGGGACCAGCGCAACCCACAAGCACCUGUCCGCGAAUACGUAGACUCGCACACAGACACCGUCACCGACUUACAGAUUCAUCCCAGCCUCCCAAACCUACUCUUGUCCGCAAGCACAGAUGGUCUGAUCAACGUCUUCGACUUCACUCAAGCUGAUGAGGAUGACGCGCUAUAUCAGGUUGUCAACCAUCGCUCUGCCAUUGCGCGCGCAGGUUUCAUGUUUCCGACAACUGACAUUUAUGCCAUGGGCACGGACGAGACGCUAAGCUUCUACGCCCUGCAGAGCCAGGAUGAAGAGAAAGAGGAACCAAAGCCGAAAGCCUACGGUGAUACAAGGGAGCAGCUAGGGUGUGAGUACUUAGCUAAGAUGCACUGGGUUGGCGACAAAGCGUAUCUUGCCACCGGGAAGCACAGCUCUAGUGACCUCACCCUGUACUUUGUGCACAAGAACGCGCAAGGUGGCCCCCUCGACUACAUUUGCAACCCGCAACAACCGAUCCGGUUUCAAGGCGCGCAUGGUGAGGAAAUUGUACGGGAUCUGUUCACCGACGUUUCCACGCUUACAACAUACACUUGCGGAGAAGAUGGCUUUGUACGUUCGUGGAAGAUGCCAAGCGGUAGUACCAUGGAAGUCGAUGAAGAGGCCGCAGAACCAAAAUCAAAAUCAAAGGAUAGGAAAGAGAAGCGGAAGGACAAAAAGAAGGACAAGCGGAAGGGGGAAGAGGGGAGAAGCGCAUUCAAUCAGGGAGUCGCCAAAGGAACCCGCCUCCUAAACCUCUUCACCACUCAUGACGCCGAGCAAAGUAUCUUCACAGCGCACUCAGAUCUUGGAAGAUACGGAUAUACGGAGACCACUCAGUAUGGCAAGUUCGCAUUCGAGCCGCUGCGCGCGUGUCUGCAAGGCCUGGGGGUGGACGACAAAACGAGCGACAAUGGAGGGAGGAACGUCCGAGUUUAUCAUGAACAUAGCCAGGAUACUCUCGUGAAACAAAUCGCCUAUCCUUUCUCGUCAGCGUACUUCUCACAGAUAGUGAACCACGAAGACGGCGUGCUGAUCGCGUAUUCGAACACCACGGCUCAGUAUAUGCUGGAAGAUAAUAGCGAGGCGAGAUGGCCGCCGCUGUACCAUUGGUCCGACGUCGCUUUUUUGCAGUUUCUCGGCGCAUCCACGAUUACUCCUGCCUCGCCUAUGAAGUUGAACUACAUCAUCCAGCACGCCAUCCAGAACUUAACUACCUUAGCCAUGCUUGAAGAUGUCCUAGCUUUGCAGAUUCUCGGCUUCCAACGUGCCUGGCCCGAAACGCUGCCUACCUGGCCCGGGAUCGACAUCGGCAUGGAUACGGACGAGGGAAAAGCGAUCCUUAGUACGCCGAACGGAUGCGGUACAGCGUGGCUGUUGGCCCAGCACAAAGUGCAGUUCGGGCUGAAAACUGUAGAGAAGGUUACUGUUUUCGCUGAAUCCAAGGGAGACCAUUACCGGGGACCGAGCCUGGUAUUUUGGCUUAAGGAUCUAUCUCCGGAAGGAGGAGAGAAAGAGAACGUUAUUAUUCCUGACAAAAUCGUGGCCUUAGAGGCUCUUACUACGGAUGAUAUCGUUUCAGAGGCGUCCAAGGAUCCUGUCAUGCCCCCGAUCCGUAGAAGAGGUAGUCAAUGUGACACUUCGGAAUCCGAUCCGAAUGUAUACACCCCGCCGGACUCAGACUACGACGGGUGGUAG
Messenger RNA from Didymosphaeria variabile, 2157 nucleotides. RefSeq lists its product as uncharacterized. The transcript is spliced from 6 exons. Lineage: Eukaryota; Fungi; Ascomycota; Dothideomycetes; Pleosporales; Didymosphaeriaceae. The record is from RefSeq and is a predicted model, not a curated record. The coding region runs from base 1 to 2157 and encodes 718 amino acids. Gene Ontology annotation, molecular function: protein binding.